Molecule: messenger RNA, 1206 nt
Organism: Cordyceps fumosorosea ARSEF 2679
Lineage: Eukaryota; Fungi; Ascomycota; Sordariomycetes; Hypocreales; Cordycipitaceae
Exons: 1
Coding region: 1-1206 (401 amino acids)
Source: RefSeq, a predicted model, not a curated record
AUGGAAAAGGUGCAGCUUGCCCGCGCACAUGCUGCCCGCGCCGAGGCUGAGGGUGCCGCUCGACUACAGCUUCAGCAAGCCCAGCAACAGCAGCAGCCGCCGCCGCCGCCGCCGCAGGAACAACAACGUCAACGAGCACAUUCACAAUCCCAGUCGCCCUCGCCGCCCACACAGACGCCCCGCGUCCAGCGCAGUCACGUCGAUCUCCGUCACCACCACCACCACCACUCAGCGUCUCGUCCCCAGACACCCCCGCCGUACUCCGGCCCGUCCGACCCGUCCUCCUCGGCCGCGCUCGAGACCAGCGCCGACGAUUCCUACCCUCACAACGGCUCGGGAGGCUCAUCCGGCAAGGGCUUCCCGCGGUACCCGGGCCUGCCCAAGAUCGACUACCGCAUCUACUCGCCGCCGCUCUUCAAGCUCUCGUCGGACCUGAUGACGCUGACCUCCAAGGCCGAGUACCUGUCGACCAACGCGGCCGCGCUCGUCACCCUCGUGCGCACGCAGGCGCAGGUGCCGCCCAAGCCGUACAUCGUCGUCAAGGGCUCGCGCGGCCGCAAGGUCGACUUCGAGGUCAAGCUGAACCUGAUGGCGCUGCUGAUCCCCGAGGGCAACGGCGGCGCGCGCAUGGACUACAUCCGGUGCGUCGGCCACGACGAGGUCGCCUACCGCGGGGGCGCCCGCCCGGACGUGCUGCCCGAGGUCGGCGACGGCGGGCUCGACGAGUGGUGCCGCCGCUUCGUCGAGGAUCCCGCCGGCAUCAAGACGUUCACGCUGGAGCGCGUCGUGGCCAACCUCGACGUCGGCUGGAUCGACGGCCAGAUGCGCAGCCUGCUCGCCAGCCUCAAGUACAAGGGCAACGUCGACGUCACCUUUGUGGUCACCCACUCCAAGAUCACCGUCCAGAACCCGGACAAGGUCAACCAGUUCUUCACGUCGGUCACCAGCCUCUUCGCGGGCAAGAACAGGUACGAGGUUGUCAAGUCCGUCUGGCCCUUUGCCUCGGCACGCCCCGGCGAGCCCGGCCGCCGCUGCGCCGUGCAGACCGAGGAGACUUGGUGGCGCGAGUGGCGCGGGCCGAUCGGCUACGCGAUCGCGCAGAAGCGCCAGGGCUGGGUCACGGUCGAGGACAAGCUCGAGGCUGUCAUGGAGGGCAAGGGCAGCAACAUGGCCCCCGUCGACUGGGGUCCCGAGUUCCAUGCGUAG